UACACUGUAUAGUACGGGCGCGUCGCUCUUAGCCGGCGCACGCGCAUACUGAUAUCGAACCAGUAUAAAAGACAACGCACCCUUCAAACAAACCACUCUUUCUCUAUCCGCCCAGCACAGAGACUUACCAUGGAGGACAUCCUCAUGAAACAUGGCCACGGCCACGAUCACGACGACGAUGAUAACACCCAGGGAGUCAUUGUGGCGAAAGGAGUCUCUAUGGCGGUUCUUUUUUGUGCCUCUAUGAUCUGUGGUUGUGCACCCCUAUUGAUCGCCAAGCGGUUCCACUGGAUCACUCCAAAUGAAGCCGGGAAUCUCAAAUCCUCCAACAGGGUUGUCGCCACCCUCCUCUCCUUUGGAGGCGGUGUGCUUCUGUCGACAACCUUCCUGCACCUUCUUCCUGAAGUCGACCAUAACAUUGAACAUCUCGUGGAACAAGGAGCGAUGCGAGAAUUUGACUUCUCUCUUGCCGCUUUCUUGAUGUGUUGUGGAUUCUUCAUCAUGUACUUGGUUGAGGAGUUGGUUCACAUGUACAUCCAUCGCAGAGAAAAGAAGAAUGGUUCGCAAGCUCCGCUAGUCAGGAAUUUAAGUGUAAGAAAGAGCCGUAACAACAUUGAUGAUCACAAGGAGCAAGGAGCAAACAGCGUCACCAAUUCUACCGCAAACCUUACCGACCCACCUUCUAUUAAAGCAGCUAAGGAUAUUGAAGUAAAUCACAACCAUUCACACGGCCACAGCCAUAUGCCGAUCAAUGCCGCUGACGACGUCACAUCUGCCUUGCGUGGACUCCUGAUUGUGCUCGCUCUUUCCAUUCAUGAGCUUUUCGAAGGUCUCGCAGUUGGCUUGGAGUCUUGUACGUCGAGUGUGUGGUAUAUGCUGGGUGCUGUAUCUGCGCAUAAGUUGGUCAUUGCUUUCUGUAUCGGCGUGGAGCUUAUUGCAACCCGGACCAAAACCUAUCUGUCCAUCAUUUACAUAACUACCUUCGCUAUCGUGUCUCCUCUCGGUAUUGGAAUUGGAAUAUUGCUGGUUGGAGGCGAAGGAGCGACAGCGGCGGGGGCGUAUUCUGUGGUGCUGCAAGGGCUGGCAUCUGGAACGCUCCUGUAUGUCAUAUUCUUCGAAAUCUGGAAGAGUGACAGAUCUGGCAUCUUGCAAUAUCUGGCUGCGCUUGUCGGCUUCGGUCUUAUGUUUGGAUUACAGUUGUUAACUGGCCACUCACACAGCCACUCCCACGGUCACUCUCACGGUGCGUCUGAUGAGCCAAGCAUUGUUCACGAUCACGGUCACUCACAUGACUAGAAAAGAUGCAGCCACACUAUUUUGGAGAUUUUUACUCCAAUGUUGCCAUGUAUAAUUUGUAUAAACAUAGAACAAUGCAAUAUUGUUAUUCGGAGACAAGGUAUUAACUACAAUUUUUGUAAACCUAGUACGAUAUUUGUAUAAUCUAUACUUUGUUUGUAAGCAAAGAAAACUAGAAAUGUCUAAAAAUGUCUACGAUAUAGUAUUAAUUAAUUCAUUCGUAAUUAUUACAGGGUGGCUUACGUUGACGAAGCUACCUAUAGGUAUUUUUGACAUAAAUUAAUUUUAUUAUUAAAUGAACAAUUAUUAGUACAUACUAUAAUUUGCGCUUUAUGGCUGUUAAAGUUUUUAUUUACUUGUAAAACGUAUAGUUUGUUAUUUAUUUAAUUUAGAGUGACUUGGCGACUCGGGUAUCAAUAAGUUGUUAUUCAUUUCUGCAUGUUUUUACCCCUAGGUAUUCGAGAAGGUUGUCUAGUCAAUAAAUAGUUUGUAGUUAAAUUAUUAUGCUAAAGCAUAGUACAUUUGUUUGUACAAAUAGAAAAUAUAUAGUUCUUUUCUACUUAUUUUUGACUCAUGAUUUUUUUUUUUUUGGUAAAAUAAAGUAGGUAUACUAGAAUACAUGUUGUGCAUUAGGGUAAUGGCGACUAAAGGGUCAUAUUUAAAACUAGUGAUGUCCACUUCAGGACUUGAGAGAAUGUUCUUAAUCUUACGAAUCAUAAUAUACUUAGUACUUAAUUGUAAUUUUUUAAGAAAAUCGCGAGAUACGUAUUAAAAUAAUUGUAUUUUAGGUAUGUGCAUUAAACCAACAGUCUGCCAUUACCCAAAAUCACCUUUACUUAUUGAUACUUAAUUACACAAUUUCUUAUGCCAAUAGGUAUUGACUUGAAAAAGCCAACUUAAAUUAUUGUACAAUCCAUUUCGCCAAUGCCUACUUACUUUUUAUGUUACAUAAUUUUAUACUUUUAUAGAUGCUAUUUUGAUUUACGGUCAGCAACAAUAAUGGUAUUUUAAUAUUAAGGACUGUCUUCAAGUGAUAUAGUUCUAAGUAGGUACUUAGGAUAAGUUUGAUUUGUAAGGAAUUAAUAAAAAUUUGUUUGUCACAAAAAAUGCAAAA
This is a messenger RNA of Colias croceus (clouded yellow), 2410 nucleotides long. It is a transcript of the gene Zip89B, whose product is annotated as zinc transporter ZIP1. The coding region runs from base 130 to 1296 and encodes 388 amino acids. Gene Ontology annotation, cellular component: plasma membrane. Gene Ontology annotation, molecular function: zinc ion transmembrane transporter activity. Gene Ontology annotation, biological process: zinc ion transmembrane transport. Lineage: Eukaryota; Metazoa; Arthropoda; Insecta; Lepidoptera; Pieridae. The record is from RefSeq and is a predicted model, not a curated record. The transcript is spliced from 6 exons.